AUGAUUGGGGGGAUUUUCCCCGUUUUCAACAAGGACAUAAGUAGCACUUCUACUUUCGAGAGCGAACCAUUUGGAGUGAAGUGUGCACGAUUUGACCUGCGAGCUUUUCGGUGGACCCAAGUGAUGAUAUUUGCAAUUGAAGAAAUCAACAAAGAUUCUGCUCUACUACCAAAUAUAUCUCUUGGCUAUAGGAUUGUCGACUCUUGCUCUUCUCCUACAAAUACACUGCGUGCUGCACUUACACUGGCUAGUAGACCAGAGGAGAUAGAAUUGACUGCACCUUGUCCUCCAGCUAUAUCUGCAGUCAUAGCAGAGGCAGGAUCAUCUCAGUCUUUAGCUGUGGCCGGAGCUCUUGGACCAUUUCAAGUGCCAGUAAGUUACUUCUCAACAUGUGCCUGCCUGAGUGACAGAGCUAAAUAUCCGACGUUUUUUCGAACAAUCCCCAGCGACUACUUCCAGGCAAAAGCUUUGGCAGCAUUGGUCAAACGUUUUGGCUGGCAGUGGAUUGGGGCCAUACAGUCAGACAAUGACUAUGGGCGGAAUGGGAUCCUGGCUUUUACUGAAGAGGUCAGAAAGCUCGGGGUUUGUAUUGCAUUUGUCGGGACAAUUCUACGUACGUACACUAUGGAUAAAAUUCUUGAGGUUGUGGAAAUGAUCAAGCAGUCAACUGCCAAAGUCAUCCUUGCUUUUGUUCCAGAGGGUGACUUUUACCCUUUGAUGAAAGAGGUUGUGAGACAGAACAUUACAGGAAUUCAGUGGAUUGGCAGUGAGGCCUGGAUAACUGCAAAUCAACCUUCCACACCUGAAAUCUACCAAGCUUUUGGUGGAGCCCUAGGAUUUGUGGUGCAAAAGAUGGCUAUUCCGAACCUUAAACCAUUUCUUACAGGUAUUAAUCCUUAUUCUGAUCUAAGUGCAGCAUUUGUGAGGGACUUCUGGAAAAUUAUGGUCACUGAUCAUCUACAAAGGGUCAAUUUUAGGAAUCUAUUUGGGGAUAAUAUCUUUUUUGAUGUCAAUGGUGACCCUCCUGCUUCUUAUGAUGUUAUUAACUGGCAGCUGAUAGAUGGGCAAGUUCCGACAUCGGUGUGUGCUAAUGUUUGUCCAGUAGGAACCAGGAAAGCUCAAAUAAAGGGAAAACCACCCUGCUGUUUUGACUGUAUCACAUGUGCUGAUGGAACGAUAGCCAACUUGACAGCUGACUGCACCCCCUGUCCACAGGAAUACUGGUCUAAUGACAGAAAAGAUGAGUGUGUUCCUAGAACAAUUGAAUUCCUAACAUAUCACGAGCCGAUGGGAAUAGCUAUCACAGUUGUAUCCCUGCUGGGGGCCUCCCUGGCGCUGGCCACAAUGAUGAUCUUUAUCCGCUACAGAGAAACUCCCGUGAUAAAAGCCAGCAACUCAGAGCUGAGCUGUUUCCUCUUGUUUUCUCUGUUUUUGUGUUUUCUCUGUCCCCUCACGUUCAUCGGCAGACCCACAGUCUGGACGUGCAUGCUGCGCCACACAGCUUUUGGUGUGACAUUUGCACUUUGCAUUUCCUGUGUCUUGGGAAAAACUAUUGUUGUUGUUACAGCUUUCAAAGCCACAGUUCCUGGCAACAAAGUUGCAGGAAAUUUUGGUCCUGCACAGCAAAGGAUCAUAGUUUGCUCCUGUACUUUGAUUCAAAUAGUGAUUUGUGUGUUGUGGCUCAAGUUAAACCCACCAUUCCCAGACAUGGUUUUCAAAUACAGCAAUAAGAAGAUCAUUUUAGAAUGUAACACAGGCUCUGAGGCUGCUUUCUAUGCAGUUCUGGGGUACAUAGGGAUCCUCGCAAUAAUAUGUUUGGUCCUGGCAUUUCUAGCAAGAAAGUUGCCUGAUAACUUCAAUGAAGCUAAAUUUAUCACUUUCAGCAUGCUGAUAUUUUGCGCUGUCUGGAUCACCUUUAUCCCAGCGUACGUCAGCUCUCCUGGGAAGUUCACUGUAGCUGUGGAAAUAUUUGCAAUUUUAUCUUCAGCAUUUGGCUUAUUAAUUAGCAUUUUUGCACCUAAAUGCUACAUAAUAUUGAUCAAGCCAGAGACAAAUACCAAGAAACAUGUCAUGGGGAAAACGGUGAACAAAAGCUUAUGA
Molecule: messenger RNA, 2100 nt
Organism: Chelmon rostratus (copperband butterflyfish)
Lineage: Eukaryota; Metazoa; Chordata; Actinopteri; Chaetodontiformes; Chaetodontidae
Product: extracellular calcium-sensing receptor-like
Exons: 6
Coding region: 1-2100 (699 amino acids)
Biological process (GO): G protein-coupled receptor signaling pathway
Cellular component (GO): membrane
Molecular function (GO): G protein-coupled receptor activity
Source: RefSeq, a predicted model, not a curated record